GUUUCCACUGCCAAGGAAACUAGCUGAGCCUCUCUUGUACAAACACACCCACACUCACAGACACACACACAGACGCACACUCACCAAACAGGAAGACUGUACCUGUUUACUGCGCGUUGGCUGGGAACUGUCAGAGUUGUCUGUGAAGACAGAGAUUUAAAUGACACCAGUAUCAGGACCACUGGCAUCCCAGUGAAGGAGUUUGGCUGAGACAAAUUGGACUACUCACUUAAACACAAUUGGAUUCCUGAUUGUACACAAACAAAGAUCAUGGCUGCCUUCUUGCAACCUGUAUGAGUGGAUUACAAGAUCUGGGAUGAUGCUUUUCUAACCGAGACCUACAAACCUGCAACUGUCAACAAUGUUCACCCCGAGAAAAAGCAGUCUGCCCUCCCCCAGCAUGGAGGACUCCUUCUUCCCUCUGUCCUCAUCUUCCUCAAUGUCUCUCUCCUUUGCUCUCCCUUCAUCUACCUCCUCUCCUGGCUGUCUCGAUGGCACAGGAGAGAUAGAGACAGAUCUGAUCCUGGCUGCGGAGCUGGGACAGGCGUUGCUGGAGAAGAAUGAGGAGCUGGCGGCCUCUCUGGAGCAGAGGGAGAGGGAGAUGGAGGUUUUACAGCAGGAAAAGCAUGUUCUUCAGAGGAGGCUGGAGAUGAAUGAACUGGACUCUGGACAGAAAGAGGCAGAGCUGACGGCGGAUUUGUUCUCCCUGAGGGCCGAGGUGGAGCGCCAUCACAGCCAUGGAAGAGACCGCAGGAGAGACGAGAGCGAGCAACUGACUCAGUUGGCCAAUCAUAACCAACGAUUGGUGGAGCAGCUGGCAGAGGCUGUAACACUGGAGCACUCCUUGAGGAUUGAGCUUCGUUCCCUCAGGGAAGAGAUGGAUGAAUCGUCUUUCAGCAGAAAUAUCAGCUUCUCCCAGAUACAGAAUAUUCAAGCCGAGAAUCGAGUUUUGCUGGAGCGGCUGUCGUACAUGGAGGCCCAACUCAAAGCCUCACAGGAGGACGGCGACAGACUCCGAAUGGAGAGAGAGGGACAGAGAGAGAGAAUAUCUGACCUGCAGAUGAAACUGAAGGACAAAGAAGCAGAGAUAGAGCAGGAGCAGGGAGUGGUGUUUGAGUUGCGUACCUUGAAUCGCUCUCUGAAGCAAAAAGCUCUGGGCCAGGGAGAGGAGAGCUUCCUGGACAGUGCUCACACACAACCUCUGUCUCUGCUUAGUGAGAUUCAGCAAUCACAGGCUAAAGAGGCUCUUCUAGCUCAUUCUACAGUCCUGCAAGCAAGAGACGAAGAGAUACAGACACUCAAAGAAGAGCUACAGUCCCAGCGAGAAGAGCUGGAGACUUUGAGGGAAGAAGUCAAGCAGUUCGGAGGCAGUAAAGAAAAGCCGAGCUACAGUUCCUUGGAGAGUGAGUUGGCCACAGUGCGCCAGGAGAAAGAAUCCCUUACUCAGCAGCUUCUCAACACCAUCAAACACAAGGUGGCGCUGUCUCAGGAGCUGGAAGCCUGGCAGGAGGACAUGCGUCUGGUGAUCAAUCAGCAGGUGCAGCAACGGGAGGAGAAGAGAGAGCAGGACAAAGAGCAGGAGAGAGAAAAGACAGUGGGACUCCAAAGAAGCAAAUCUCUGAGAGUGAAGGGAGACGGAGCGAAGAGAUUCUUCUCCUUUUUCAGAGACAAAUAACUGUCAGCAGUUUAAACGGACUGAGAAUCAGCUUUUAUCUUUGCCACUGGGAGCUGAUGUUGCCACAUGCGCUGUUAUCAGAAUCAACAAGUCAAAUGUUUACAGACCUUACAUAUGAAUAUAUUUGUAUAUACAGUAGAUGGGUGUACAGUAACAGUAAUAUCACUUUUUUUUGCAUUUUUGUAUUAAAAGGUUUUAAAAGCCACUAAUGAAUAA
Molecule: messenger RNA, 1891 nt
Organism: Hippoglossus stenolepis (Pacific halibut)
Lineage: Eukaryota; Metazoa; Chordata; Actinopteri; Pleuronectiformes; Pleuronectidae
Gene: bicdl2
Product: BICD family like cargo adaptor 2
Exons: 10
Coding region: 362-1675 (437 amino acids)
Biological process (GO): vesicle transport along microtubule; Golgi to secretory granule transport
Source: RefSeq, a predicted model, not a curated record